CUCCCUGGCCUCGCUCCAGCGGGCCUCGCUUUCGCUCGGCGCUGCCCCACCGCUCUGCCGCUGUCUGGCUUCUCCGACGUGUUUUGUUUGCGACGCUGUCGUGUAACAGCGCGCUUUACGGCCGUGGGGACGGGGCGAGCCGGCGCCAGGGCCGCUCCGGCCGGGAAGCAGGGCAGGCGGUCGAGGUUGAUGCCCGGCGGCGGGGUGAGCGCGGCGUCUGGCCGACUUCUCACCGCCGCGGAGCAGAGGGGUGCCCGGGAAGCGGCGGGGUCGGCGUCCAGGAGCGGCGCGGGAGGCUCCGGCGGCGGCGGCAGAGGCGGAGUAGGCGGCCCCGGGCCGGGCAGUGGAGGCCCAGGGGGGCCCGCGGGCAGGAUGAGCCUGACCCCGAAGGAGCUCUCGAGCCUGCUGAGUAUCAUCUCGGAGGAGGCGGGAGGCGGCAGCACCUUCGAGGGCCUGUCCACUGCCUUCCACCACUACUUCAGCAAGGCCGACCACUUCCGCUUGGGCUCGGUGCUGGUCAUGCUGCUACAGCAGCCGGACCUACUGCCCAGCGCGGCACAACGCCUCACCGCGCUCUACCUGCUCUGGGAGAUGUAUCGCACCGAGCCUCUCGCCGCCAACCCUUUCGCCGCCAGCUUCGCCCACCUGCUCAACCCCGCGCCGCCCGCUCGCGGCGGCCAGGAGCCCGAUAGGCCGCCCCUCUCAGGAUUUUUACCUCCUAUAACUCCACCAGAAAAGUUUUUUCUUUCCCAGCUGAUGCUGGCACCCCCAAGGGAACUCUUCAAAAAAACACCUCGACAGAUCGCAUUGAUGGAUGUUGGAAAUAUGGGCCAGUCUGUGGACAUUAGUGGGCUUCAGUUAGCCUUGGCUGAACGCCAGUCUGAAUUGCCAACCCAGAGUAAGGCUAGCUUCCCUAGUAUUCUCAGUGACCCAGACCCAGAUUCUUCUAAUUCUGGAUUUGACAGCUCAGUUGCCUCUCAAAUCACAGAAGCUUUAGUCAGUGGACCAAAGCCACCUAUUGAAAGCCAUUUCCGGCCAGAGUUUAUUCGUCCACCACCUCCACUCCACAUUUGUGAGGAUGAGCUGGCUUGGCUGAAUCCAACAGAGCCUGACCAUGCGAUUCAAUGGGACAAAUCAAUGUGUGUCAAGAAUAGCACUGGUGUGGAGAUCAAGCGAAUAAUGGCCAAAGCCUUCAAAAGCCCCUUAUCUUCUCCUCAACAAACACAGCUCCUGGGUGAAUUGGAAAAAGACCCCAAACUCGUUUAUCAUAUUGGCCUCACACCAGCCAAACUUCCAGACUUAGUGGAAAACAACCCUCUAGUUGCUAUAGAAAUGCUGCUGAAGUUAAUGCAGUCAAGCCAGAUCACAGAGUAUUUUUCAGUUCUGGUCAACAUGGACAUGUCUUUGCAUUCAAUGGAAGUUGUAAAUCGACUCACUACAGCUGUUGAUCUACCUCCUGAAUUUAUUCACCUUUACAUAUCAAAUUGCAUCUCUACUUGUGAACAAAUUAAGGAUAAAUAUAUGCAGAAUCGUUUGGUGCGUCUUGUGUGUGUCUUUCUCCAGUCCUUGAUCCGUAACAAAAUAAUUAACGUGCAGGACUUGUUUAUAGAAGUGCAGGCAUUCUGUAUUGAAUUCAGCAGGAUACGAGAAGCCGCUGGCCUUUUCCGAUUGUUGAAGACCUUGGACACUGGAGAAACACCUUCCGAGACCAAAAUGUCAAAAUAAUACCUCAUCAGAACCACCAUAUUCAUUAUUCAGCUAUAUUGUGACUUAAUUUUUAAACUGUUAGAACCCUGAGUGGAUUGCUUGGCCUAAUGCAUAUAAACACUACUUUAUCUACUUAAAGCAAAA
Messenger RNA from Acinonyx jubatus (cheetah), 1851 nucleotides. It is a transcript of the gene CNOT11, whose product is annotated as CCR4-NOT transcription complex subunit 11. Gene Ontology annotation, cellular component: CCR4-NOT complex. Gene Ontology annotation, biological process: mRNA catabolic process; negative regulation of translation. Lineage: Eukaryota; Metazoa; Chordata; Mammalia; Carnivora; Felidae. Bases 190 to 1725 code for a protein of 511 amino acids. The record is from RefSeq and is a predicted model, not a curated record. The transcript is spliced from 7 exons.